This is a messenger RNA of Hymenoscyphus albidus, 5696 nucleotides long. The record is from the annotation of a GenBank genome assembly. NCBI's taxonomy places the organism in Eukaryota, Fungi, Ascomycota, Leotiomycetes, Helotiales, Helotiaceae.
CGUUAGGCAGCUUCCUGGAAUAUUCCAGAGACUCUUCCUCUCUCUAUAUAUAGAGGAAGAGCUUGCAUGUAUGUAGUCUUCACGCACUUCUUAAUUGAAUAUUCGAAACCUCACCUUUGAGUUGUUCAAGGUCUGGCCUCUCACACCUAUCCUCCCACCCAUCCACUCACAACAAUAACAACACACCAAGGUACCCCAAUCCAUAUCCUCAUCCAAAUACUACCUGUCCACUUCUCCUCUACAGAUCGGGCUGGAGUCGAAAUCAAUCUAGUCUAGUUUCCUAGAGUCGUCGAGACGAUGUUUUGCUCGUACCUCGUAGAUCGUUAGAGACUCUUAUACUGAGGUUGGGUCGAAAUACUCGCUUAGGAGUGAGUGGCUUUAAUAGUAGCAUUGAAAAUACAUUAAUCUUACCGAGAUAUAUGGAUACCUAGCAUGAGACAGAGCAGGUGGAAUUUACAGAGUACUGUCCAUUGGGAGACUGGUUGAAGUGAGAGUGAAAUAUUAUAGCAAACCUACCUGUGAGUAGAGUGAAGACUGGGUAAGAGAAUUGCAACUUGCAACUUACAACCUAGGUAACUUACUAACUCUGCAGCAUUGCAUCCCAGCAGAGCAGUGAACACACACCAGCACAUAAAUUUAGGUGAUACAAACAAGAUAGCAUAGAUUGCACUACAUCUGAAAAGCUUCUUCUGCAUUUCGCUCUACGCAUUCAGUAUACCAUCUGGCCAAAAACCAAGCCGUAGCCGCAACAGACACUUUUAUAUUACAACUCUUCUCAGCCUACAUACCACUCCAUCCUCAAGAUUUAACGAGCGAAAUCUCUCCCCUAACCGGCAUGCUCGACAAUCUCACUAGCCACCUUUCCAUCAUCACCAAUAUAGCUUCGGAUCUGUUCUGGCAACGCCACUUCCUUAUAGUCCUCAUCGUCAUCUUCCAGCAGUAGGAGAUUGAUACUCGAACAUUUGCUAGAGAAGACCUCGGUUUUCAUGCUUUCCUUUCCAAGAUAGAUUUGCGCACCAUCCACUUGGUCCAUCAUAAUCGUUGGCAGAGUGCCCGUGACUUGGAGUCCGAAGUUGCUAGCCUUGAUGACAUCAAUCGAUGAGACGAGGGACUCAAUAAUCAGUGAUAGACGAGGGCAGUUGUCAAUAGAAAUGGCGUUUGCUUUGCCUUUCACCAUUAUUGUGGUUUUGGUACAGCGGCUGACGAGGAUUGAGUGAGAAAUUUCGGCAUGGAUCUCAAUAGGGUUUGGCUCGUUAUCAUAGUUUUCCUAGAUUUGUUAGCACGCAAGUUCUCAUGUUUGAAUGAGGUGACGCUUACGAUGAUCCACUUAUUGCCUUCCAAUCGCUUGACAGGAGGCUUCUUGGUUCGCAUUCCUUCAGGUUUUGGCUUCUUGCUAGGCGCAGCCGGAGACUUGGCUCUCGAUGUCAAGCUAGCACUACUAUCACUGCGUGUUGGAACAGAUGCACCAGCUCUUAAUGAGGGAUUCUUGUGGGUCAUUUGGUCAGGGUUGACCUUUCUGAGCCCCUUGGUAACCGCCUCGCCCUUGUUUAAUUCGCUGAACACGGCAUCGAGACCCCCAACUUCAGGGGCAGGUGCGGGUUUCGCAGGCUCAUCAAAUCUUGCUGGUGGUGGGGGUGGUCCAGGUGGGGGAGGAGGUGGUGCUCCUUUAGAUGGUUGCUCAAAGCCUUUGACUACUUCUUCCAGAGGUUGGCCCUUGGGAUUCCAAGGAACACCAUGAGGGAAAGUCUCUACAAUGUAUUCCUUUAGAAUCUUGAAUAUCUGGUAGUAUGCUUGGAUCCAUUCGACUUGCUUAGGGUCACUAUGCUUUUUGUCAGCCUCCCAUCAUCUCAUUUCUGCGUAGGCAUAUUUACGAUUCCUUGAACUCCUUCAAUACUCGAUUACCCCAGUAUUCCGCAGAAGGCAAACAAUCCUCAAUCAUCUUUGCCGGUUUAGAUUCUAAAGUCACCCAGGCAAUAACCGAAAUACUUUCUGAGACGGCACUCAGAUGGUGCCAGAUUUCCUUCUUUGAGCGAUUCUUGUCGCGGACUUCGUUUACGUCCGAGAUGGCUUCUUGCAGAGGCUUGAGCAACUCCAUAAACAUUGGGGAAUCCAUAGCAGGUUUCUUCGCUUUUGCCGUGAUGAGAAGGAAUUUUCUUUGACCCAUAAAGGCCCGCAGGACACCAGCAGCCUACAACCCUCAUCAGUCCUAUAUCCGCCCAACACCUCCCGUGUAGCGUACCUGCUCUGAGAUUGGGCCUCCGAUUGCAUCGCUCAAUGCCACAAAUUUCUUCACUGGUCCCUGAAUGAAUAGAUCAAAGUCCUCGACGAACUCCGGGAUAUCCUCCUGGACGGACUUUGAGGCAGCCGGUGCACCUGCGACCGGAGGGGGAGGGAGAGGACCUGUUGGUGCAGGUGAUGGAGCGGCACCGUUUACCCCUUGAGGCUCAGCGAUGGUGGAGGAAGCUAUAUCCUCCAGCCGGGAGGUUGCUGCUUCGAGUCUGGUAAUGAUGGAUGUCAGCUCAGCGCGGGAGACGGUCGGUACGAUUUUGUCGUCCAUGAUGGAUGGAUAAUGUAGUAGUAAGAAUAAUAAGUUUAGUAAGAAUAAUAAGUUGUGCACGUAGGUAUUGGUACUUUGUACUCAAGUAGGUGUAUGGAGGUCGCUGCGGAGAGCUAGGUAGGUAGGUAGGGCUUGGUGGGUUGGUGGGUUGGUGGGAUUUGGGAUUUGGGAUAUGGGUUAUGGGAGGAAAGAGGUAUGGGUAUGACGGUACCUUUUGAUGAGCGUAGUCAGGUUGUGCAUAUUAUUUGUAGCCAUGGCUUUGACUUUGGCUGCAGGCAAUGGCAGUGGCAGAGCAGUGGGAGCUUGGAUCCGGGUUAACUGAAUGGAGGAAUGAUGCGCUGGCUUUCCCCUUUCCGCACGCGCGACAGAGUCAGUGGUUACAAGUCAAGUACCCAAUGCAAAUCUGACGGGGGGAGUGGAAUCAGAGUGCCAGUAAGAGAGCAGCGGCUGAGCCAGCGGAUUCAGUCCAGUCCAGACAACAGGUGAAGAUUGGGAUUGGCAAAGUUUGAGGUGAAGCACCAGCUGUCUCUGAGAGGAUAUGAAAAUGUCUGAGCUGUGGUACAAGUGAGGCCUGUACGAGUCUUCAUAGGUGAGCUCGAGUAGGCAUAGACAUAGGCGUCGACGCAGCCGCAGCCUGAUCUUUCGCGCUACUGUACGGAGUACUCAGGUCCAGAGAGUUGGCCCUGGCACGUAGAGCCUGGGUACACCUGCAGGGAUCUCCCAGGGCCCUUGCUUAAGCAUGGCAGGCAGGCAGGGCACUCAACCGUCAGCGUUGACAAGGCUUCAAGGUCGAGCCCGUUUAGCGAGAAGGCUGCAGCUCUCUCCCCUGCACGGUACCAAGUAUUGCAUUGCACUUGGACCUGCACCUGCUUGAACGGGCAACAGCCUUCUAUUUCUAGAGAAACCUUCUUGCGACUACACUACUCCCAGUUCCCCAGGUAAACAUCAUCACAUUCACAAGGUGGACACUACACCAAGAUGGCCUCGGAAGAACAGGACCGAGGCACGUCUCCCUCACAGGAGAUUGACUUCUGUACCAUGGGCAUGUUCAUCAUAGGUAAGCGCUUAUUCAUUCAUUUCACCAGACACCCACAAGCCAAUUCAAAGAUUAUUUUGCCAGAGCUUCCUCUGUUCACUGCCUAUAUUUCUGCCUUGUUGAGUUUUGGUACUUGAGUAGAUAUCCCUGCGGUUUGCAAUGGAGUCAUGUUUUUCUGAUUGUCUGCUUGCCUAUACUUUAUACACUAGCACUCUAUAUAAUUUUCACCCAUCUCUAUCUGUGGAAAAUCUCUGUUGGCUGCUUAUCCGCUACUGCUAUUUUCUUCCUGCAUUUAUUUAUAUGGAGUGGGGGUCACAAACUGGUAAAAGUCACACCGUUAUCGUAUCUUCCAAGUGGAAUAUCACCCUAGACAAGAGCUUCAAAAACGGUUAUGGGCCUGCCUUUACAUGAAUAUAUUACACUUUUGUCUGCCUGAUGCCUUCAAUCAUACUAUGCUGCCUUGCAAAAAAUACACAAUAUCACUUUCAGAUCUGACCCAAGCUCCAGAUGAAAUUCAUUACCACCCUCCCAAGCCACCAGUAUAUGACAUUCUCGGAGGUGGUGGCUCAUGGUCUGCCGUCGGUGCUCGCAUGUUCUCACCACCCCCACUAUCUAAGACCGUUUCCUGGAUUGUGGACGAAGGUUCGGAUUUCCCGGCAUCCAUCCGGGACCAAAUCGCCUCAUGGGAAACCUCUUGUCUGAUACGUUCCGAUCCAUCUCGACAUACGACCCGCGGAUGGAAUGGCUACGAUGAACACCAGAACAGAGCAUUCAAAUAUACAACAACCAAGUUGCGUCUUGACGAGAAUUCUUUAAGCGAGCCACUUCUGUUUUCAAAGUCUUUUCACUUGAUAUGCUCGCCCGCCCGGUGCAUACAACUCACCAAUGCCAUCCUCCGCCGACGGAAACGAGUCAACCCACGAGCACCCAAACCAAUUUUCAUAUGGGAGCCUGUUCCAGAUCUAUGCAUCCCAUCGGAGCUUUUAAACACCACAAAUGCUCUGCCUUAUGUUGACAUCUGCUCCCCAAAUCACCACGAACUAGCGACGUUGAUGGGCGACCCGGAUUUAGGUCUCGAUCCAGCAACAGGAGAAAUAUCCACAGCAGCUAUUGAGCGUUCUUGUGAACAGUGAGUAAUUACUUUCCUUUCUAAAUCCCGAGUUUCAUCCCAAAGGCCAGCCUGUGGGUUUUUUUCAUUUCCAGACAUUCAGCAACCACACGUUUUUGAAAUCCACUGAGUACUAACCUCGAGAAAAACAGGCUACUCAGCUCCAUGCCCCUCCAAUCAUACACCCUCAUAGUCCGCGCGGGACCCAAAGGCUGCUUCGUCGCCAAAAACGGCGGCCGCAGUCGUCGCCCCUCCAUCAUCCGCAAAAAACGACCCGCAAACCACGCACGCGGGGGCCUAACACCAGAAAUCGACAUGAUGGCCCUCUUCAGCGGUCUCAUCAACGCAGACGGAAGCGUUGAGCGCGAAAUCGUCACCGUAGACCCCGGCAUCGAGCGCUGGAUCCCCGCCUACUUCCAAGGCGAUGCUCAACCCGUCCCUGAUGCCGCUUUGUCGAUAUCAUGUAACCCACUCCCAUCCUCAGACCUCGAACCGCAGAGGACGGUCGUUCAACGGGUCCACUCAACCUUCGAUCUGAACCUCGACAAGAUGGAAAUCGAGGAGACUCACCGAGCCCAUGCGGUUGUUGAUCCUACCGGGGGCGGUAACGCUUUCCUCGGCGCACUAUCCGUUGGUCUCGCGCGCCAGAAGACGAUCCUCGAGGCGACGGCGUGGGGGAGUGUUGCGGCUUCGUUUGCGAUUGAGCAGGUGAGUGUGCCUACCGUGGGUGUUGAUGAUCAAGGGAGGGAGACGUGGAAUGGUGUUCGAGUUGAAGAGAGGCUUGAGGAGUUCUGUAAAAGGACGGGGUUGACUGGGUUGUGAGCCCAGGUGGCUGGGAGGAAACCCAGGUGAUGAUGUUUUUUUUUUCUUUUUUCAUGGAUGUAGUCGUUUGGGAGGCAAAGAUCUGUGGGUGGUGGUUUUAUCCUAGCCCGAAAAGUUUCGUGGGGUCAAUUUGGGUAGAUGCAAAUAUGGAAAAAUAAAUGGUGUGGGAGGGG